AUGCCUCUUCAGAUCCCCACUCCAACAUUCACCCUCGAGUCCUUCGAUCUCCCAUCCUCCAACCAGCGCCUCCUCGGACCCCCUCAUCCCCCAGAAACCGUAACCCCCCUAGCCCUGCGUCCCUCGGACCCAACUCCUCCCACGUUGGACGACAUCAUCACCGGCAUCCAAGCUCUCCAACACGACCAUCUCCUCACCCAGUCCCUCUCCCGCCAUGGUGCUCUCCUCUUCCGCAACCUCCCCAUCCACGACGCCCACUCCUUCAGUAAAUUCGCCCACGCCUUCGGCUACCCACCGCACGAGAUCAUUGGCAUAGUAGUCGACCGACCCCUCCUGGCACCCAACGUCGCACCGGCCAACGAAUCUCCCCCGGAAGUCCUUAUCUAUAACCACAACGAAUCACCCCAGGUUCCGCACGCCCCAGAAUACGUCUUUUUCUACUGCCAUCGAGCACCGUCCCCAGACGCAGGGGGCGAAUCUCCCAUCUCCUCGUCCCUGGAACUCUUCCAGCGCGCGCAGCUUGAAAUCCCCGAUUUCAUCACCUCUCUCGCGCAGAAGGGCAUCCUCAGUCGCGUCACCUACACAUAUACCCCGCAGUACAAAGGUGGAGCGACUUUACUGCAAUCAUUCGGGAAACAUAUCCAUCCCGAGGAUGACGACGCCGUCCGACGGAGGAAAAUAGAAGCCCAGAUUGCGCGGUACAAUCGUGGAAAACACACUACGUAUGAAUGGACAGAGGAUGGAAUCGUGCUCACGCAUCGAUUACCUGUGAUUCGGACGCAAGUCGGCACGAAUCUCCCCGCGUUGUUUACCGGGCUAGCGGCUUAUUAUCGCGGAGCGAAGGUCAAUGGGGCGAGGAAGAAUGUCGCGAGGCAGAUGUAUGGUGAUGGGACGGAGAUUCCCGAGAGGUAUCUGGAGACACUGGCGCGGAUUACGGAUGAGAUUCGUGUGCUCCAUAGGUGGCAGGAGGGGGAUGUGUUGGUGUUUGAUAAUGUCGUGGCGCAGCAUGGGAGGGAGCCUUGGAGGGGGAGUCAGAAGGAUCGGAUCGUUAUGGCGAGUUUGUUUGAUGGGGAUGUGCCGGGGGGAUAUGGGUUUGGAGAUUGGGCUAAGGUGGUGCCAGCGUUGGAGGAUCGGGAAAUAUAA
This is a messenger RNA of Aspergillus tanneri, 1143 nucleotides long. RefSeq lists its product as uncharacterized. The record is from RefSeq and is a predicted model, not a curated record. Bases 1 to 1143 code for a protein of 380 amino acids. The transcript has a single exon. Lineage: Eukaryota; Fungi; Ascomycota; Eurotiomycetes; Eurotiales; Aspergillaceae. Gene Ontology annotation, molecular function: oxidoreductase activity.